This is a messenger RNA of Caretta caretta (loggerhead turtle), 2076 nucleotides long. It is a transcript of the gene PEX3, whose product is annotated as peroxisomal biogenesis factor 3. NCBI's taxonomy places the organism in Eukaryota, Metazoa, Chordata, Testudines, Cheloniidae. Gene Ontology annotation, molecular function: protein-macromolecule adaptor activity. The record is from RefSeq and is a predicted model, not a curated record. Gene Ontology annotation, cellular component: peroxisomal membrane. Gene Ontology annotation, biological process: protein import into peroxisome membrane.
CGUGUCGGUGCCUGCGCGGCCGCCUCUCCCCGCCCGGCGGCACCCGCGGGGGCUGAGGCGGCGGCGGCCUCUCUCGGCUGGUCCGGGCUGGGGGCGGCCGGGCCGGGGGCAAGAUGCUGGGAGCCCUGUGGAGCUUCCUCAAGCGCCACAAGAAGAAAUGUCUCUUCCUGGGCACCUUCCUGGGCGGAGUCUACCUACUGGGAAAAUACGGGCAGAAGAAAAUUAAAGAAAUCCAAGAAAGAGAAGCAGCUGAAUAUAUUGCCCAAGCACGAAGGCAGUAUCAUUUUGAAAGUAAUCAGAGGACCUGCAAUAUGACAGUGCUGUCAAUGCUUCCAACACUGAAGGAUGCCCUAAUGCAUCAGUUGAAUUCUGAGAGCCUCACAUCUUUACUGAAAAAUAGGCCACCAAACAAGUUAGAAAUAUGGGAGGAUUUAAAGAUAAUAAGUUUUACCAGAAGCAUUGUAGCUGUGUAUAGUACGUGUAUGCUUGUAGUUCUUCUGCGAGUCCAAUUAAAUAUUAUUGGUGGUUACAUCUACCUGGAUAAUGCGGCAAUCUGCAAAAACAGCACAACACCUCUAGCUCCCCCUGAAGUCCAACAGCAAUAUUUAUCAAGUAUUCAACACCUUCUAGGAGAUGGUCUGACUGAGUUAAUAACUGUAGUUAAACAAGCUGUGCAGAAAGUUUUUGGAAGUGUUUCUCUUAAACAUACUCUGUCUCUUUUGGAGUUGGAGCAGAAACUUAAAGAAAUCAGAAAGUUGAUAGAACAGCAUAAAGACUUGUCCCACUCAGAUAAGAUUGGAUCUAGAUCUCUGUUGUGUCAUUAUAUGAUGCCAGAUGAAGAAAACCCAUUAGCCACCCAGGCCUGUGGACUUACCGAAAGAGAUGUUGCUACUAUUAAAUUACUUAAUGAAACCAGAGAUAUGUUGGAAAGCCCAGAUUUUAGUACAGUUUUGAGCACGUGUUUAAACAGGGGAUUCAGUCGACUAUUGGACAACAUGGCAGAGUUCUUUAGACCCACUGAACAGGACUUAUGUCAGAGUGGCUCUGUAAAUAGUCUUUCCAGUGUCAGUCUUCCUUUGGCAAAGAUAAUACCCAUCAUAAAUGGACAGAUCCAUUUGGUGUGCAGUGAAACCCCUAGUCAUUUUAUUCAGGACCUGUUGAUGAUGGAACAAAUGAAAGACUUUGCUGCUAAUGUGUAUGAAGCUUUUAGUACUCCUCAACAAUUAGAGAAGUGAACUGUGCAUCAAAAGGAACAGAUCAUGUCUUUAUAUAGUACAUCCCUUGUGAAUACCUGGAGGGAACUUAAGGAUUUUGGUUAAUUUCAUGAUAGUGUAGGAUUGCUAGACCUUCAGAAAGAAUACACUUAUUGAAAUACUUGGGAAUGCACCUGCUAUUGUUUAUAUAAUAGAAUUCUGCUUACAACACCUGAUGAAAAACUUCAUGUUGGAAGAAUCACUGUUCACUAAGACUUUGUAUUAAGCAGGUUUCAGCUGUAUUUAAUUAACUCAUUUAGAACUACUUUUAUUGUACACAGAAGGCCAAUAUUAAGAUACCUACAGUUAUUAAAACUGACUUGCUUCAGAUGUGGUGAAUUUUGGAAGAAGCAAUCUCUCUGAUCAUAAAACUCUAGAAACUGCAACAGACAGUAAGAUGGGUGAAGUCAGGCUUUUCUCUCCUUCCCCCACAAAAACUUUAAAAAACCCUUCUUUCCUCAAUUCUAUAAAUGCCAUCCUAGAGGAUUUAAUAUUCCAGAGGCAAAAGCACAGCCUCUGCCAACUGAUGCAGGUGCCUGACCAAUGUUGUGGGUGCUUGCCUUCUUGCUGAAGACUUAGAAUACAUUGAUUUUUAGAGGGUCUAUUGUGUUUAUGCUAUCGAUGAGCAGCUAUCGAUGUACACAUUUGUAAAUACUUUAUCUUACUUUAUAUUAAUUUUGAUCCCAGUACACUGUCUGUAUUGCAAUAAAGAAUUUUAAUGUAAAAUUUGUGUGCAAUAACUUUACCAACAUAAAAGAAUGUCUAUACCUAAAUAGACCACCAUUUUAAAACUUUACAUAUAUUAAAAUUUCUCUACAUUUUA